This is a messenger RNA of Engraulis encrasicolus (European anchovy), 1770 nucleotides long. RefSeq names its product zinc finger protein 436-like. Lineage: Eukaryota; Metazoa; Chordata; Actinopteri; Clupeiformes; Engraulidae. Gene Ontology annotation, molecular function: DNA-binding transcription factor activity, RNA polymerase II-specific; RNA polymerase II cis-regulatory region sequence-specific DNA binding. Gene Ontology annotation, biological process: regulation of transcription by RNA polymerase II. The transcript has 6 exons. The record is from RefSeq and is a predicted model, not a curated record. The coding region runs from base 82 to 1770 and encodes 562 amino acids.
UUUUGUCGUGUGUCAUCCUUGACUCAGAGAGUAACUUUCUACAGUAGUCAUUCGUGAAUUACUCCUCGUUUUUGUUUCGAAAUGGUGUCUACUUGCAUGGUACCGAGAUGUUCAGCCAGCGCAAGGAAAACACACAAAGUAAGUUUUCAUAGAUUACCCAAAGCGUUGGACUUGUGCAAAAAGUGGCUACGGGCUAUCAAUAACCCCAAGUUCGGGGAGGACACGGCCAUUGAAGCCCUAAAAAAUCUCACGGUGUGCAGUCUACAUUUCAAGCCAGAAGACUUCGAGCCCAACCCCUUAGGAGUGAAGAGACCCGCGCUUGUCAAAACCGCAGUUCCGUCGAUAUUGCCAGAUGAGGUCGACGAACAGCCAGGAACUUCUGGAACGGCUUGCAGUGCCAAACGCAUUUGCCUGGAGCUCUCGAAGUCUCCGCCUGCCCUGCCAAGCCCUGAGCCCACUGCCGUUACCAAGCGCCUGGUUGCCCCCGGCAACACAGCCGAGAGCCUUCAGAGUCCACCACAGGCUAGUGUAAAGGACAACAGAAGUACGCCAUUCCUCAGACCUGGGAGAGUUGAUUUGCUGGAGGUCACAGUGCAAGUGUCCUGCCUGCUGCAGCUGUUCGACAGGUGUUUGGGGUGUGGCGGCUACUCGUGUUGGGUCCGGACGCGGCGCAAGGGAGUCGUGUUCCACGUGAUGCAGCAGUGCUUCACAUGUGACCUCACCAUGCAGUGGGCCAGCCACACUGCUGCUGACCGCUCACACACACAUAAAGAGGACAGUCAACAGGUCGAUGAGGAGGAUGAAUGGACGGAGGAGGAGACGGAUAACCGUGACCUGGAGGAAGAGGAUGAUCAGGAAAACCUAAAAAGGAAGAGGCGGGACAGAGACGAAGACUGGAUGCUGGAAAAUCCCGACUCAGUCCACACCACCUCCUCCUCUGAAGAAGAAGAUGAGGGCGAUGAUGAUGAUUAUGAGGAGGAGGAGGAGGACGAUGAUGACGAGGACGAGGACGAGGACGACGACGAUGUUAUUGAAGAAGAGCCUGUGCGUGAGCUAUGCACUGAAUGUGGGAAGUUAUUCAGAAGGCGCUUUGACAAGCCUCACGUCUGCCUGCCCAAAGCCAAGCCGGUGACGUGCUCGAUCUGUGGAAAAGGCUGCCUCUCGGCCCGUGGCGUACGGAUACACAUGGAGAGAGUCCACCAACGACGGCCGCGCUGCAAGUUCUGCUUCAAAAAGUUCAGGCAUGCUGAGGAGAAACUCCAACACGAACAAAGCCACCAGGGGGAGACACUGAGGUUCCGCUGCCCCGAAUGCCCCGAACGUUUCCCUAACUACAAGAGGCAGCGCACUCACAUAAGGACUCACUCAUAUACUUGUCAGUACUGCGAUAAAGCUUUUAAACGCUUAUGUGCCCUGCAGAGACACACGUUCAUUCACACAGGAAAGAAGCCGUUCACCUGUGCGGUGUGCGAUCGCUACUUCAACCAGGAAAGCCACUUGAAGUCACACAUGCGCCUGCACACGGGAGAGAGACCCUUCAAGUGCCAGCAGUGUGACAGGAGCUUCAACCACAACGUCAGCCUCAAGAGCCACCUGCAGCGUUACCAUGGCGCCAAGACUACUGACGCUGCUGAACAGGGCCAAGAGAACCACCUUCAGACAGGCUCAGCUGAACAGGCCCAAGAGCAUGCUUCAGAACACCAUAGGCCCAAUACUGACUCAGCUAGCAGAACAGGGCCAGGAGAACCACCUUCAGACAGGCUCAGCUGA